Messenger RNA from Gordionus sp. m RMFG-2023, 978 nucleotides. Its product is annotated as nascent polypeptide-associated complex subunit alpha-like. Gene Ontology annotation, biological process: protein targeting to membrane. The record is from RefSeq and is a predicted model, not a curated record. NCBI's taxonomy places the organism in Eukaryota, Metazoa, Nematomorpha, Gordioida, Chordodea, Parachordodidae. The coding region runs from base 58 to 837 and encodes 259 amino acids. Gene Ontology annotation, cellular component: cytoplasm; nascent polypeptide-associated complex. The transcript is spliced from 6 exons.
UAGCGGAGUAAUUUAUUAACAUUUUCCUAAUUUCCAUAUUUGUUCACUUCGUUUGUUAUGGUAAGCCAACCUAAAAUAAUACAAGAUUUAAGUGAGGAAAAUGUGGAAGAAACUUUUGAGAAUCCUCCUGAAGUUGCUUCUGGGUCAGGAUCGGAAUCAGAUGAUGAAUCUAUUCCUGAAUUGGAAGAUUUAGAAAACGCUAAAACAGAUUCUGGUGUUGGACUUACACCAGCACCUGUUGGAAGUAGUGCAAAAGAUAAUAUUAGUGAAGAUGAUUCCAAAUCUAAGCAAACUAGGGGUGAAAAGAAAGCACGAAAAAUUAUAUCCAAAUUGGGACUUAAACAAAUACAUGGGGUUGGUCGAAUUACUAUUAGGAAAUCCAAAAAUAUUCUUUUCAUCAUAAACAAACCAGAUGUUUAUAAAAGCCCUGCUGGUGAUACAUACAUUGUGUUUGGAGAAACUAAGAUUGAAGAUUUGAGUCAACAAGCUCAAAUGGCAGCAGCUGAAAAGUUUAAAGUACCCCCAUUCUCACAGCCAACCAUCACUAAUCCUAAUGCACAACCCAAUGGUAUGCUAGGAGAUCUUAACCACAUAAAUAAUAAGGAAUCAUCUGAUACUGCCACUGGUUCAGGGUUAUCACAUGACACAAAAACAAAUCAAAACUAUCCUCUCAUUAUAGGGCAAAAGGAUGAGGAACCAUUGGAUGAUACAGGUAUAACUGAUGUAGAUAUUAAUAUUGUCAUGGAACAAGCUAGUGUAUCCCGUAACAAAGCAAUUAAAGCAUUACGAGAAGCUAACAAUGAUAUUAUUAAUGCAAUUAUGACAUUGACACUUUGAUUGGAAAUUUAGAAGAUAAUUUAAUUUUUGCCUUUUAUAUGCUUUUUAUUCAAAAUUUAAUAAAAUUUUCUAUACUUAUAUAUUAUCUUACAUGCACAUACAUCAUUAUAUUUUUACUACCGUUAAUCAUGUACUUAAACU